AUGGCUGAUGGAACAGCCCUUCAACUCAUGUCUACCGGAACGAGUUCGAUACCACCUAUAGGACCGCGGAAGCUGGUAGAGAGGGAGUCCGAAAUCACAAAGCUUGAGUCCGCCGUCCUGUAUCCCCGUCUGGUACUUUUGGAAGCCCUUACUAGAUUCAAAGACGGACUAAAGCAACGAGCAAUGUCCAGCGACAAGACACGCGAAGCCCGGCGAGACUUCUUGGAUUCUUUCGCUUAUCUUUGUGACGUGGAGAAAGGCGGCAAGACAGUCACAGCGACUGCAUUACAAAUGAUGGAAGUAGAAACUGGCGACUGCCUCUGGUUGGCUGCAAACGAAGGAAUACGCGAAGAGGUCUUGUUCUAUGCACAGAAGAUUCUGAAGCGCGCAAAAGCUGCAACUGUGGAAACUCUCCGUGUUGUUCAAGACCGUAUCUUGACCCUCAGUGUGAAGAAGUGUAGACCAAGGAUCCACUUCUACAGAGAUGCGAUAAAGAGACACGCACUCCAAUGCAAUGAGGCUCUCGAAUGCGUUGAAAGAGACGAUGUUGUCAACCUCUUGAGAACCAAGUUGGGGCAGCUGCUUGAGCAUCCACCGAGUACGAACCUGGAAGCCUAUGUCGACCUUUGCUAUGGCAUGAGAGGCGAACACAUCCGGGCCAUCAGAUCAUAUUCCAAAACUGCGGAAGAUGGCUUUAGCCAAUUGGCGCAUCAUAUCUAUCGCUUGGGCGCGACACGUGACGCCGCAAACAAGGUUGUCGAAGCCAUGACGCUCGUUCCUUCGCUUCAAAAGAUCUCUAAGAUACAGAUCGUCAAUACACCCCGGAUCGUGAAGAAGACCGUCUCACCGCCCAAGUGA
Messenger RNA from Alternaria triticimaculans, 858 nucleotides. RefSeq lists its product as uncharacterized. The transcript has 3 exons. NCBI's taxonomy places the organism in Eukaryota, Fungi, Ascomycota, Dothideomycetes, Pleosporales, Pleosporaceae. Bases 1 to 858 code for a protein of 285 amino acids. The record is from RefSeq and is a predicted model, not a curated record.